UACGACCAGUACAAGACGCCCAUGGAAAACAUCGGCCUGCAGGACUCCUUGCUUUCCCGCUUCGACCUGCUCUUCAUCGUGCUGGACCAGAUGGACCCCGAGCAGGACAGGGAGAUCUCGGACCACGUCCUGCGGAUGCAUCGCUACCGUAACCCCAACGAGCAGGACGGGGAUGCCAUGCCCCUGGGCAGUGCCGUGGAGAUCCUGGCUACGGAGGACCCUGACUUUGUGCAGGAGGAGGAACAGGAGCUCCAAGUGUAUGAGAAACACGAUGAUCUCCUGCAUGGACCCAACCGCCGCAAGGAGAAGAUCGUCAGCAUGGAGUUCAUGAGGAAGUACAUCCACGUGGCAAAGAUGAUCAAGCCCGUCUUGACCGAGGAGUCGGCAAACUACAUCGCGGAGGAGUACUCCCGCCUGCGCAGCCAGGACGAGAUGAACUCUGAUGUCGCCAGGACCUCCCCUGUCACGGCUCGUACCUUGGAGACCCUGAUCCGCCUCUCCACGGCCCACGCCAAGGCCAGGAUGAACAAGACUGUUGAUCUGCAGGAUGCUGAGGCAGCUAUGGAGCUGGUGCAGUUCGCCUACUUCAAAAAGGUGUUGGAGAAGAAGAAGCGCAAAAAAAAGACAGAGGAUGACUCCGAGAGCGAGAAGGAGGAGGAGGAGGAGUCACAGCCCAAGGAGGAGCGCACAACAAGGAGGAGAAAGAAGGCACGCACAGGAGACGAAGGGGACUCCUAUGACCCCUACGACUUCAGUGAUGCCGAGGAGGAGAUGCCACAGGUCCAGGCACACACUCCCAAGACCCCCGAAGCCUCGGCUGCUGGCGAAGCGAAGAAGCCGGAGUUGGCUGAGCCGAGGUUGAAAGCAUUCAAGGCUGCCCUCCUGGAGGUCUUCAAAACUUCCCAUGCCCAGUCUGUGGGUCUGAAGAACGUGAUGGAGUCCAUCAACCGUGACAACCCCGAGCCCUUCUCGCUGGCUGAAGUGAAGGUGGCGCUGGCCCACAUGCAAGAUGACAACCAGAUCAUGGUGUCUGAUGACAUUGUCUUCUUAAUCUGA
Messenger RNA from Mesitornis unicolor (brown roatelo), 1056 nucleotides. Its product is annotated as DNA replication licensing factor MCM3-like. Lineage: Eukaryota; Metazoa; Chordata; Aves; Mesitornithiformes; Mesitornithidae. The annotation marks the transcript as partial. Gene Ontology annotation, biological process: mitotic DNA replication initiation; double-strand break repair via break-induced replication; DNA strand elongation involved in DNA replication. Gene Ontology annotation, molecular function: ATP binding; single-stranded DNA helicase activity; single-stranded DNA binding. The transcript has 8 exons. The record is from RefSeq and is a predicted model, not a curated record. Gene Ontology annotation, cellular component: nucleus; MCM complex.